Daphnia pulicaria is the source of this 2785-nucleotide messenger RNA. Its product is annotated as tubulin-specific chaperone D-like. The transcript is spliced from 14 exons. Gene Ontology annotation, molecular function: beta-tubulin binding; GTPase activator activity. Bases 785 to 1771 code for a protein of 328 amino acids. Gene Ontology annotation, biological process: tubulin complex assembly; adherens junction assembly; microtubule cytoskeleton organization. Lineage: Eukaryota; Metazoa; Arthropoda; Branchiopoda; Diplostraca; Daphniidae. Gene Ontology annotation, cellular component: lateral plasma membrane. The record is from RefSeq and is a predicted model, not a curated record.
ACCGAAAAAGAAAUCGAUGUCAUUUGACUUGGGUGCUCAAAAGAAUCAUUUACUGAGCACUCGGAGGUUGAAAAACUCAUUGACGAACUGAGGACGUCAGCCGUCAGCCCAACAUCAGACAAACCAAACGGAUAUUCGUUUAGUGGAGAGAAACUGGCAAAGGUUUUCGUUCAUUCUAGAUCAAUACCAAGAGCAACUACAUUUGAUCGAUUCACACCUCGAUGGACUACUCACUAAAAUCAUCAACAUCAUUCGAGAGGAAGUGCUGGAUUAUGAGGUGAAACAUGUGGCCUUCCGAUGCCUCUACUUUAUAUCGAAAGUCAGGGGCUACAAAGUUGUAGCAAGACAUCUUCCUCAUGAGACUGCCGAUCUGGAGCCUUUGCUACAUUACUUGGAAAACCAAGACCAUGGUGUGCAACUAAAAUGGGAGACUCAUUACAGCUUGUUUCUCUGGCUCAGCAUUGUAGUUAAAAUCCCAUUCCACCUUCAGCGAUUUGACACCAGCACUUCAGAGCCAAUCAUGGAAAGAAUUCUGAAUGUCUGUAAGAAAUACCUGGCUGGGACAACAAAAGCUCAGGACAUGGCCUUUUAUGUAUCGGCAAUCUAUCUUACAAGGCCUGAUGUCAAAGAUUCCUAUCUACCAGGAUUCAUCAAUUGCGCUCAUGAGGUUCUUACCAAAGAUAGUGCUCAGUUCAAAAAAGGAGUUCUUUCAACGUUGGCCGGCGUAUUCAAACAUGGGCAAAGAGAACAAAUGAUGGAGCAUAAACGUUUCAUGUAUUUCUGAAUGGCAGGUUUGAUAUUCCAACUCAGUCUUUUCGUGGCGCAAUACGAAGAGUACCGGCCGCAUCUCAUCCAGCAUUUAGUGGAUCGUAAAGUCAUCCAUUGGGACACGGUUAUUCGACAGCUAACAUCUCAGGCCUUGCAUCAAAUGACGUUCCUCGAUCCGGAGAGUAUGAAACUGAUUCUUUCUACUCAGAUCCUUCCUCGCUGCACAAAUCCUGAACUUUAUUUACGGCACGGAAGCAUUUUGGCCAGUGGCAAAGUCAUCAGCGCUCUUUGUCAAGUGGCAAAAGACCAUCAACGUCGUCUGCCAGAUGAACUUGGUGAUGCCGCGAUGGAAUCCAUUACCCAAACUUGUAUCGACAUCCUGGAGGAGCGUUUCUGGCGGAGUUACGGCGGCGAUCCAAUGCGCAUAGCCGUUUGCCAUUUCAUCCAAGAUCUAAUUUCGGGGGGUUUCCCGUUGCCAGACGCUGUAGUCGACCGUUGGUUGAAGGCGUUACGAGAGUGUCUCGCUUCAGCCGAUUCAAAUGUCCAGCAAUCGGCCAUCAGCGCCGUCACCGCUUUGAUUGGCGAAUACUUCCGGCAUCAGCCAGUGGAGAAACUCACUGCCUUGUUGAACCAUUUCCUACCCGAGGUGACGAGCAACAACCAACAGGCGAGAGUAGGAAACGCACUAGCCCUGGGCUCAAUGCCUCGCUUCCUCCUCACCGUUUCCUUGCAGAAAGUCAUCCAACUUUUGUGCACCUGCGCUCUCAUCACCGACAAGACUCUCCAAUGGGCCGAAUCUCGAAAAAAUGCUCUGACAGCUCUUUCGCUCGUCUGCACAACCGUUGGGAUCGCCCCAUCCAGCCCAGGUGGGGUUGAUCAAGUGACACUGGCCGGAAUAUUCCGCACAUUCAUCGAUGGCUUUGAAGAUUACACGGUGGAUAGCCGUGGAGAUAUUGGAGCUAUCGUCCGUGAAUCGGCAAUGUAUUCUAUUCAGGUUGUUUAGGUAUUGACCAACACCUCGCAACCAGACCUACUUGAAGCUGACCUGAUCCGCUCCGUAUUGCAUGCGGUGGCUAAACAAUCGACGGAACAAAUCCGUCGUAACCGGUUGUUGGCCCCCAACGUUUUUCUUCUCUCGUCUACUGUGAUCCCACCAUUCCUCACAUUGAGCAGUUGGAAGAAUUGCGUUCCAUCAUUCCACCGCCUCCGCUGGACAUUUCGACCGAGAAGGAAUGUUUCGAUUUGUGGAUGAAGGUGAUGCGACUCGACACUUACCGCAAAGCCGUCAUCACCGGACUUGUUUCCAGCAUCGGCAGUCUCACGGAUAGUUUGGUUAAAAGUUACAGCGCUCCAUUCAUGAGUUACCUCCGCCAGUUGGUGGCCGAGAACAAAUUGGAUGAACUGAAUUUGGUCACCCGGGAUAUUCUAAACGUGUUUCAAGAGAAUUUGAAUAGUGUCCGACUGAUGCCGUACAUUUUCAACUUCCUGGACCAUCUCUUGUCGUCCGGAUGUUUGGAUUCCGUUUUCAAAUCCAUGUCACGGUCGCUGUUGACCUUGAUUCGUACUGAGAUGACCAAUGGCGACUGUUGAUUAUCAUCUUUUUUUACAGUUGUUGAUAUCGUCGGUGGAUUUGUACUGUCACCUACUCAGAGGUGAUCAAGUGACGUUCGAUAAAUCAAUCAUUCACCUGUUAAAUCUGCUAGUGAAUCGGUUCCCUCGCGUUCGUAAAAUCACGGCCGUACGAGACGCUGCUGACUCUGACAGAUAUUAGCCCGUCGUUGGCCAAUCACCAAGACGACAUCUUGGCCAUUCCCAGCGACACUGACUGGGACGAAGACGUCGAAGCUUUGAAGCCCGUCAAGACUCAGCUUCGCUCACUUUUCAUUCCACCGACUUUGAAUCCUUGAAAUUCUUAGCCUUUCAUUCAAAUUAUUUGCUUAUUUAAAAUUAAAUAACCACCUAAAAUUGUGUCAUUCAUUUAUGGGAAAUACAAUUUCGAUUGUUUGGCUGCACUAAA